AGUCAUUUAUGCACCUCAGUGUACAAUAGAUACAUGAGUGCAUGGUGGUUUGACUGAUUGUGAGUUUAGCUGAUUUAACCUCACGUUGACCAGAAGACAAAAUAUAUCUACGACGGAUUGACAUUUCGACGUCUAUGACAGGAUAAUUAAGCUCAUUCGCAAGUGCUCAAAACGUUGGAAAAUUAAGAAAAUGUUUAAAAAAUUCGACGAAAAGGAUAGCGUUUCUGGUAUUCAACAAUUAAAAUCGUCGAUCCAGAAAGGGAUACGUUCAAAAUUGUUGGAACUAUAUCCACAUCUUGAGACCUACAUAGACGUUAUAAUACCAAAGAAAGACGCUUUCCGCAUCGUGAAAUGCCACGAUCACAUAGAAAUCAUAGUGAACGCGGCAGGAGAGUUGUUGUUCUUCCGCCAACGUGAGGGCCCCUGGAUGCCCACUUUGAAAUUAUUACACAAGUAUCCAUUCUUUUUGCCAAUGCAACAGGUCGACAAAGGUGCCAUUAGGUUUGUUCUCAGUGGUGCUAAUAUAAUGUGUCCCGGUUUAACAUCGAAGGGUGCAAAGAUGACGACUGUGGAGAAAGGAACAGUUGUCGCUGUUAUGGCAGAGGGGAAGCAACACGCAUUGGCCGUUGGAAUUACCACAUUGUCAACGGAAGACAUUAUCAAAGUUAAUAAGGGAAUAGGCAUAGAGAACCACCACUACUUGAAUGAUGGACUUUGGCAGAUGAAACCAGUAAAGUAAAACCAGUGAGAUUGGAGAUUCCAAAGUGUAUAAUCGCAGAGUGAUUUUACACGUUUCCGUUUCACCUCGUGAUGCAACAACAAAAUCCACCGAUCCAUCAGUGUUGCCACAUGAAGUGAACAGUUCAGUUGUACAUGUCCGCCGUAGGCCAUAAUAAAAUUAAGAAUUACCAUUGCA
Messenger RNA from Ooceraea biroi (clonal raider ant), 916 nucleotides. It is a transcript of the gene MCTS1, whose product is annotated as malignant T-cell-amplified sequence 1 homolog. Gene Ontology annotation, molecular function: RNA binding. The record is from RefSeq and is a predicted model, not a curated record. Gene Ontology annotation, biological process: formation of translation preinitiation complex. NCBI's taxonomy places the organism in Eukaryota, Metazoa, Arthropoda, Insecta, Hymenoptera, Formicidae.